Enhydra lutris kenyoni (northern sea otter) is the source of this 3217-nucleotide messenger RNA. RefSeq names its product scaffold attachment factor B2. Bases 66 to 2975 code for a protein of 969 amino acids. The record is from RefSeq and is a predicted model, not a curated record. Gene Ontology annotation, molecular function: sequence-specific DNA binding; RNA binding. Gene Ontology annotation, cellular component: nucleus. The transcript has 22 exons. NCBI's taxonomy places the organism in Eukaryota, Metazoa, Chordata, Mammalia, Carnivora, Mustelidae. Gene Ontology annotation, biological process: regulation of transcription by RNA polymerase II; regulation of mRNA processing; regulation of androgen receptor signaling pathway.
UGUGCUCAGAGCCGCUACAGCCGCCGGCGGUGUGGGAAGAGGGUGGCGGGGCCGUGAAACCUGGGAUGGCGGAGACUCUGGCAGGGUCCGGCGAGUCGGGUUCUGGCACAGCCGCUGUCGGAUCGGGUGCCUCGGAGGCCGGGACACGGCGGCUAAGUGACUUGCGGGUGAUAGACCUGCGGGCGGAGCUGAAGAAGCGGAAUCUGGACACGGGCGGCAACAAGAGCGUCUUGAUGGAGCGGCUCAAGAAGGCGGUUAAGGAAGAAGGGCAGGAUCCUGAUGAAAUUGGUGUCGCCUUGGAAGCCACAAGCAAGAGGACAACAAAGAGAUAUAUUAAAGGACAAAAGAUGGAGGAAGAAGGUACAGAAGACAACGGCCUGGAAGAAGAUUCCAGAGACGGGCAGGAGGAUAUGGAUGCAGGUUUAGACAGCUUGCAGAGCCUCGACAUGAUGGAUGUGGGUGUGUUGGAAGAGAGCGAAGUUGAGAAUAGCAGUGCUCCCGACUUUGGGGAGGACGGCGCUGACAGCAUUCUCGGUUCCCUUUGUGACAGCAAAGAAUACGUGGCGGCCCGACGGCGAGAGUUCCCGGCGCAGCUCGCAGAGCACGCUGUGGAUGGGGAGGGCUUUGAGAACACUUUGGACGCUUCGUCACUGGACUUCAAAGUACCUCCGGAUAUUGAAGAAGCUCUCUUGGAGCCAGAAAAUGAGAAAAUACUCGACAUUUUGGGGGAAACUUGUAAAUCUGAGCCAGUAAAAGAAGAAGGUUCCGAGCUGGAGCAGCCCUUGGCACAGGAUACAAGUAGCGUGGGGCCAGACAGAAAGCUUGCGGAGGAAGAGGACCUUUUUGGCAGCGGCCACCCGGAGGAGGGUGACUUAGAUUUGGCCAGCGAGUCAACAGCGCAAGCUCAGGCGAGCAGGGCAGACACCCUGUUAGCGGUAGUGAAAAGGGAGCCCGUGGAGCAGCCAGGCGGUGGCGCGCGGACGGACUGUGAGCCUGUAGGGCUAGAGCAGCCGGUUGAGCAGAGUAGUAAAGCCUCUGAGCGCACGGAAGCCUCUAGCGAGGAGGCCGCGGAAGCGCCCCCGGAAGCCUCAAGCCCAGACCCCAGAGAUAGCAAAGAAGACGUGAAGAAGUUUGCUUUUGAAGCUUGUAAUGAAGUCCCUCCGGCUCCUAAAGAGUCCUCAGCCAGUGAGGGCGCUGAUCAGAAAAUGAGCUCUUUUAAGGAAGAAAAAGAUAUAAAGCCAAUCAUUAAAGAUGAAAAAGGUCGCACCAGCAGCAGCUCUGGCCGGAACCUGUGGGUCAGUGGACUGUCCUCCACGACUCGAGCUACGGAUCUGAAGAGCCUCUUCAACAAGUAUGGGAAGGUUGUCGGGGCCAAAGUGGUGACCAACGCCCGCAGUCCUGGAGCUCGGUGCUAUGGCUUUGUCACCAUGUCGACAUCUGACGAAGCCACCAAGUGCAUCAGCCAUCUCCACAGAACGGAGCUGCACGGAAGGAUGAUCUCCGUAGAGAAGGCCAAAAACGAACCUGCUGGGAAAAAGCUGUCUGACAGGAAAGAGUGUGAAGUGAAGAAGGAAAAAUUAUCUAGUGCUGACAGACAUCAUCCUGUGGAGAUCAAAAUGGAAAAAACCGUGAUUAAGAAGGAAGAGAAGAUGGAGAAAAAGGAGGAAAAAAAGCCUGAAGACAUUAAGAAGGAAGAAAAUGAGGAUGAGCCGAAACCAGGGCCUACCAAUCGCUCCCGAGUCACCAAAUCAGGAAGCAGAGGAAUGGAGCGGACGGUCGUGAUGGACAAAUCGAAAGGAGAGCCUGUCAUUAGCGUGAAAACCACAAGCAGGUCAAAAGAGAGAAGCUCCAAGAGUCAGGACCGCAAAUCGGAAAGCAAAGAGAAGAGAGACAUCUUGUCAUUUGAUAAAAUCAAAGAGCAGAGGGAGCGCGAGCGCCAGAGGCAGCGGGAGCGGGAGAUCCGAGAGACGGAGAGGCGGCGAGAGCGGGAGCAGCGCGAGCGGGAGCAGCGCCUGGAGGCCUUCCACGAGCGCAAAGAGAAGGCGCGGCUGCAGCGGGAGCGCCUGCAGCUCGAGUGCCAGCGGCAGCGGCUGGAACGGGAGCGCAUGGAGCGCGAGCGGCUGGAGCGCGAGCGCAUGCGCGUGGAGCGGGAGCGGCGCAAGGAGCAGGAGCGCAUCCACCGCGAGCGCGAGGAGCUGCGGCGCCAGCAGGAGCAGCUGCGCUACGAGCAGGAGCGGCGGCCCGUGCUGCGGAGGCCCUACGACGACGGGCGGCGAGAUGAUGCUUAUUGGCCGGAAGGCAAGCGUGUGGCCAUGGAGGACAGGUACCGUCCCGACUUCCCUCGCCCUGAUCACCGCUUCCACGACUUUGACCAUCGAGACCGGGGCCAGUACCAGGACCAUGUGGCUGACAGGCCGCAGCUUCACUCCCGUCCUCAGGGAGAAGGCUUUAGAUGCAAGCCAGCUUUGUUUCACAGGAGGGAAGGUUCCAGGUCAGUGAUGGGAGAGCGAGAUGGGCAACACUACUCAGAUGACCGCCAUGGACACGGAGGACCGCCAGAGCGCCACAGCCGGGACUCCCGGGACGGCUGGGGGGGUUACGGCUCCGACAAGAGGAUGAGUGAGGGCCGGGGGCCACCACCUCCACCCAGGGGAGGACGUGACUGGGCGGAGCACAGUCAGAGGCUAGAAGAUCAUCCGGAGCGCGCGUGGCCGGGCUCGGUGGACGCAGGCACGGCAGGCAGGGAGCACGCGCGGUGGCAAGGUGGUGAGAGGGGCCUCUCUGGACCCUCAGGGCCAGGACACAUGGCAAAUCGGGGCGGGAUGUCGGGGCGAGGCGGCUUUGCACAAGGUGGGCAUUCCCAGGGUCACAUGGUGCCCGGCGGCGGACUGGAAGGUGGAGGAAUGGCCAGCCAGGACCGGGGCAGCCGAGUCCCGCACCCCCACCCAUACCCCCACUUCACCCGCCGCUACUAAGCCCCACACACUCCGAGCGUCCAGGUAGGAGGACGUACUGUUGACUCUCUGCCCGAGUCACCUUGAACUUGUGGAACCUUUUAAGAAACAAAAGCAAAUCCUGCCACCAUAUUGUAGCUCAAUACAAUGUGAAUUCACUUUUUUUUUUUUUUUUUAAAUAAACGUGUUCUCUGACGUUUUUAAGACAAGAUUUCUGUUAACGAGGCAUUCCAUUUUCCAUUAAUAAAAGUUUAUGGUUCGCA